Lemur catta (Ring-tailed lemur) is the source of this 1515-nucleotide messenger RNA. RefSeq names its product cytochrome P450 11B2, mitochondrial-like. The record is from RefSeq and is a predicted model, not a curated record. Lineage: Eukaryota; Metazoa; Chordata; Mammalia; Primates; Lemuridae. The coding region runs from base 1 to 1515 and encodes 504 amino acids. Gene Ontology annotation, molecular function: iron ion binding; heme binding; corticosterone 18-monooxygenase activity. The transcript has 9 exons. Gene Ontology annotation, cellular component: mitochondrion; mitochondrial inner membrane. Gene Ontology annotation, biological process: aldosterone biosynthetic process; glucocorticoid biosynthetic process; cortisol metabolic process.
AUGGCAUUCAGGGCAAAGGCCGAUGUGUGGAUGGCAGGGUCCUGGCUGUCUCUGCGAGGGCCACGGGCACUGGGCACCAGAGCUGCUCUGGCGCCCAAGGCGGUGCUGCCCUUCGAAGCCAUACCCCAGAGUCACAGCAACAACUGGAUGAGGACACUGCAGAUCUGGAAGGAGCAGGGCUAUGAGAACCUUCACCUGGAGAUGCAUCAGAACUUCCAGGAGCUGGGGCCCAUUUUCAGGUAUGACAUAGGAGGAACACGGACGGUGUCUGUGAUGCUACCGGAGGACGUGGAGAGGCUGCAGCAGGUGGAGACUCUGCACCCCCGCCGGAUGCUCCUGGAGCCCUGGCUGGCCUACAGACAACACCGAGGGCACAAAUGUGGCGUGUUCUUGCUGAACGGGCCCGAAUGGCGGUUCAACCGAUUGCGGCUAAACCCAUAUGUGCUAUCACCAAAGGCCGUCCAGAAGUAUAUUCCCAGGGUGGAUAUGGUGGCAAGGGAUUUCUCCCAGGCCCUGAAGGAGAAGGUGCUACAGAAUGCCCGGGGCAGCCUGACCCUGGACAUCCAGCCCAGCAUCUUCUACUACACCAUAGAAGCCAGCAGCUCAGCACUUUUUGGAGAGCGACUGGGCCUCCUGGGCAGUAACCCCAGCCCUGCCAGCCUGAAGUUCACUCAUGCCCUGGAGGCCAUGUUCAAAUCCACCGUACAGCUCAUGUUCGUGCCCAGGAGCCUGUCCCGCUGGACCAGCACCAAGACGUGGGAGGAGCAUUUUGAGGCCUGGGACUACAUCUUCCAGUAUGGUGACAAUUGCAUCCAGAAAGUCUAUCUUGAGCUGGCAGGUGGCUGCCCUCCUCAACACUGUAGCAGUGUCCUAGCAGGGCUGUUGUUGCAUGGAGACUUGUCACUAGAUGCCCUCAAGGCCAAUGCCAUGGACCUCAUUGCGGGGAGCACGGACACGACCUCCUUCCCCUUGCUGAUGACACUCUUUGAGCUGGCUCGCAACCCCGACGUGCAGCAGGCCCUUCGCCAGGAGAGCCUGGCAGCCCAGGCCGCCAUCACUGACAAUCCCCAGAGGGCAUUGGUGGAGCUGCCCCUGCUGCGGGCCGCCCUCAAGGAGACCCUGAGGCUCUACCCGGUGGGCCUCAUCCUGGAGCGACUCCUGCCCUCAGACAUGGUGCUGCAGAACUACCAUAUCCCAGCUGGGACACUGGUCCAGGUGUUCCUCCAUUCGCUGGGUCGCCACUCUGCCUCCUUCCCGAGGCCAGAGCGCUAUGAGCCCCAGCGCUGGCUAGAGGUCAAGGAUUCCAGCACAAACUUCCGCCACGUGGCCUUUGGCUUUGGUGUGCGCCAAUGCCUGGGACGGCGCCUGGCAGAGGUGGAGAUGCUGCUCCUGCUGCACCACGUGCUGAAAAACUUCCUGGUGGAGACACUAAACCAAGAGGAUAUAAAGAUGGUGUACCGCUUCAUGUUGAUGCCCAGCACCUUCCCUGCACUUACUUUCAGGGCCAUCAGCUAG